UGUGCUGUUUCGCCAUGUUGAAUAACUUACUAUAAUAUUAGUCGUUGUAAACCUAACUGUCUAACUGAUGAAAAAUUACCGCAGUUCCUAUUGAACGCUUGUGACGAUCUGGUGAUUAUAAUAAGUAUAAUAUAAUGCCUACGAUUUCCGUGUAUUGUUCCUUAGCGCUGUUAUUGUCAUUUCAUUUUGAAUAUGUAAAUAGUGACAGGAGAUUCUAUGUGGACUACGAAAAAAAUGAAUUCAUCAAAGAUGGCAAUAUAUUCCGAUAUGUUUCGGGAUCACUGCAUUAUUUUCGAGUGCCCAGGCCCUAUUGGAGGGAUCGUAUAAGCAAAAUGAAAUCUGCCGGCCUUAAUGCAAUAUCGUUUUAUGUAGAAUGGAGUUUACAUGAACCAUAUUCGGGUGUAUACGAUUUUGAAGGACAAGCUGACAUUGAACACUUUUUGACUAUUUCAAAACAAGAAAAUAUGAGUGUACUUAUUAGACCAGGGCCAUUUAUCUCAGCUGAAAGGGAUUUGGGUGGUCAUCCAUAUUGGUUGUUGAAAGAAAAACCUAGUUUACAUCUCAGAUCUAGCGACCCAAAUUACACAAAGUAUGUAAAAAGAUGGUUUUCAGUAUUGAUGCCAAAAAUAGUUCCGUUUUUAUAUGGAAAUGGCGGAAACAUUAUCAUGGUUCAGAUAGAAAAUGAAUACGGACAUAACGAUUUAGGCAAUUGUGAUAAGGAGUACAUGCUAUGGCUUAGGGAUCUAUUCCAUCACUAUGUUGGCGAACAAGCUCAACUUUAUACUACUGACGAAUGCAAUUUAUCUUUUUUGGAGUGUGGACAGAUUCCAAAUGUAUACUCUACUGUUGACUUUGCUGCAGUUGUUAAUGUAACUGAGUGUUUUCAACAUUUGAGGCAAGUUCAGAAGAAAGGGCCAUUAGUCAACUCUGAGUUCUACGACGGAUGGGUCGCGUUUUGGGACAGCCCAAGGCCGGUUAGAAAUACUUCGGACAUAAUACGAGUGUUGAAAUAUUUUUUGGAAGCCAACGUAUCUUUCAACUUUUUCAUGUUCCACGGAGGAACCAACUUUGGAUUUACUUCGGGUGCUAAUACGAUGGGGACAACUUUGGAGAAAUCUGGCUAUCGACCGCAAUUGACCUCGUACGAUUUUUCCGCUCCACUAGACGAAGCUGGUGAUCCGACAGAAAAGUACCAUGCUAUUAAACAGAUCCUUAAAAAAGCGAAUUUUCCAACCGCAUUAACUCCGAAAAUUGCACCGAAGGCGUAUUAUGGAACCGUAAAUAUGCUGCCCGUGGUCAGUUUAUUUGACAAUGUAGCCAAACGUCUCAAACCAGUCUUGAAUAACGUACCAUUAUGCUUUGAAGAUAUGGAUAUUAAUCAUGGGCUGGUAUUGUAUGAAACUAAUUUACCACCGAUCGGAGGAUUGACCAAAUUACCACUAGUUAUCAAAUCACUUGGUGAUCGAGCAAUUAUCUUUUUGAAUAAUGUGAAAUUAGGAGUAAUGAGCAGAUCUAAUAGUAAUACAACGAUGGAAAUAUCAGUAACCGGUAAUAAUCAAAAACUGAGUAUUCUUGUCGAAAAUCAAGGUAGAAUUAAUGACAAGAGAUUUUUAGAAGAUAGAAAGGGGAUUUUAUCAAACGUAACGCUAGGAAAUCACAUCCUAGGUCCAUGGGUAAUGACUGGAUAUCCGUUGAACGAAACAUCGUGGUUAGAAACUCAAAAUAUUCAACCAAACGUCAAACCACCAGCUUUUUACAGAGGAGUUUUCGUCAUACCGCAAGAUAAUAAACACCCAAAACCAUUGGAUACAUUUUUAGAUACGUCUGGAUGGUCAAAGGGCGUUGCAUUUAUCAAUGGCAUCAACAUCGGUAGAUAUUGGCCAGCAGUAGGUCCACAAAUCACAUUGUACGUGCCAGCUCCGUACUUAGUUCUUGGACUCAACACUAUAGUGAUGGUAGAACUCGAAGGAUCUUCUGAAGAUUUCACCGUCAAGUUGGUUGAUAAACAUCGUUUGGAUUGGUAAUUAAAAAUAAAAACAAUGAUCCACAAAUUGAAUUUAUAUUAAUCAUAUGAAUAAAUAAAAAUAAAUAUAUUCCUGUAUGUUUAUAUAUUAAUUGAAUAAUAUUAGCUGUUUCGUCCGACAUUACUCGGGCCAAAUAUGAAAUAUUUGUAUUUUUAAUAAAUAUUUUAGUAAAUCAAAUGUAUAUGCGAUAUUUCUUCUAUAAUUAUUAUAAUAGUUAUAAAAUAUGUAA
Molecule: messenger RNA, 2253 nt
Organism: Metopolophium dirhodum (rose-grain aphid)
Lineage: Eukaryota; Metazoa; Arthropoda; Insecta; Hemiptera; Aphididae
Product: beta-galactosidase-like
Exons: 11
Coding region: 135-2024 (629 amino acids)
Biological process (GO): carbohydrate metabolic process
Cellular component (GO): vacuole
Molecular function (GO): beta-galactosidase activity
Source: RefSeq, a predicted model, not a curated record